UCUUGCGAAAGAAAUCAAUCAUUUUUUUUCGUGGGAAACGACACGACCGUAUCGUUAUGAGCUACAAAUAGUUAAUUGCCGUUUAAGGCACGAUACUCGUCAUACAAAACAAGCGGUUAAAAACUCGUUGAGAAUUAUCUAAUCGGACAGCUUACAGUAGCUCAAAUGUCUCCUUAAUGAAACCGCCAACAGCUCGAAGGUGCCUUUCUUUAGGCUGUCUUCCAUCGCCGGUAAGGUCGGUUCCUUCCCCGCCCAUCAAAACACGCCACGUCUGCACCACCGGCAAGUAGACCAUCACAACGGCCCACGUGUACAUCAAGCUUCCCAAAAAAGUUAAAAAAAACUGGGAUGGUGGAGGCAAGCGAGCCCCAGCUUUCCAGCUGGUAUCCCGUCACCUCCGGCACGUUCCUCUCCGCUCCACCCACCGCCAUCAAAGCCCCCUUCGGAUCCCAUUCCCACCCCAAUUCUCUCUCUCUCUCUCCCCCUCAAGAAAAGAGUCUCCAAGGCUUCGCCUCUCCUCUUCUCGCUUCGGAUCCUCUCAUCGCCGCCCGAUCUAAGCGGGAAGCGAGGGAUGGCGCCCCGGCUGUUCUCGUGCUUCGGGCGGGGGGCCGCCUCGUCAUCGUCGGCGUCGCCGGAGAGCAACGCGACGGCGGAUCUGACGGCGGAGGAGCAGCGGCGGAUGGGGCCGGUGCUGGUGGAGCUGUUCUCGUCGCAGGGGUGCGCGACGUCGCCGGAGGCGGAGGCCGUGGCGGCAAGGCUGGCGCGCGGGGAGCUCCUGGGUCCCGAGGAGGAGGUGCCGCCGGUGGUGGUGCUGGGGUUCCACGUGGAGUACUGGGACUACAUGGGGUGGAAGGACCCCUUCGGGUCCAGCAUCUGGACCGUGCGCCAGAAGGCCUACGUCGAGUCGCUCAAGCUUGAUACGCUGUACACGCCCCAGGUGGUGGUGCACGGCCGGAACCAGUGCCUCGGCACCGAUCAGGAUGCCAUUGUCUCCGCCGUCCGAUCGGCGGCCCGCUAUCCCUCGCCCACCAUGCAGGCAACGUUCACGAAGCCGUCACCGGACACCCUCCAGGUGUCCUGCACGGGGGCGCUGCGGACCAAGGUGGACGGGAGCGGUGCGGACGUGAUGGUGGCGCUCUACGAGAACGGGCUGGUGACGGACUGCAGCAAGGGAGAGAACAAGGGGAAGGUCCUCCCCAACGACCACGUCGUCCGCCGCAUGGUGAAGCUCCUCUCCGUCAAGGACGCCUCCGCCAAGAAGAACCUCUCCGGCUCCGUCCAGUUCCCCCUCUGGGACGGCUUCGACCCCGCCAAGUGCGGCCUCGUCCUCUUCGUCCAGAACGCCUCCCUCCACACCUUCGGCGUCCAGCACUUCCAAAUCCCCGACACCGUCUGAUGUUAUGCAUUGACCGAAUUCAUCAUGAUGAUGAGGAGGAGGAGGACAACAAUUUCCGGCCGUUCGAUCGUUCGAUCCAUCAUUCUGUACAGUGGCCUCGUGGUGUGUUUGCCGUGUUUGCCUUUGAGAUUCUUUUCCUCUUUCUUUUUUAGUCUUCUGGAAUCUUCUUUUUCCUUUUUUUUUUUUUUGGAGGGAAUUCUUUUGUCUAGAAUGUGGGAGAAGGAAGGAGAGAUGGGAAUUUACGGUGGUUGGUGGAAGAGACUUGAUGUAUUCUUUUAAAUAGAAUUCUCUACUGUGACUAAAGAGGAUGCUUAUAUCUUAAGAUUUCAGCUUACGAAUAUCUAAUAUAUCAACUUUAAGUUUUUAAA
Messenger RNA from Phoenix dactylifera (date palm), 1764 nucleotides. RefSeq lists its product as uncharacterized. NCBI's taxonomy places the organism in Eukaryota, Viridiplantae, Streptophyta, Magnoliopsida, Arecales, Arecaceae. The record is from RefSeq and is a predicted model, not a curated record.